Plasmodium inui San Antonio 1 is the source of this 192-nucleotide messenger RNA. Its product is annotated as histone H2B. The transcript has a single exon. NCBI's taxonomy places the organism in Eukaryota, Apicomplexa, Aconoidasida, Haemosporida, Plasmodiidae. Bases 1 to 192 code for a protein of 63 amino acids. Gene Ontology annotation, biological process: nucleosome assembly. Gene Ontology annotation, molecular function: protein heterodimerization activity; DNA binding; structural constituent of chromatin. The record is from RefSeq and is a predicted model, not a curated record. Gene Ontology annotation, cellular component: nucleosome.
AUGAACUCCUUCCUUGUUGAUACUUUUGAGAAAAUUGCAACUGAAGCCUCCAGAUUGUGUAAAUACACCAGAAGGGACACCUUAUCAUCACGUGAAAUUCAAACUGCCAUCAGAUUAGUAUUGCCAGGAGAAUUGGCCAAGCACGCAGUUUCCGAAGGAACCAAGGCCGUUACGAAAUUUACCUCUAAGUAA